CUUUUCCCUUUCACUUGUAUCUUUGUUUCAAUCUGCCGGUCCUUGGUGAUCUUACUCGUUCGACUAGAAAUCCAAGUCACAACGAUAUAAGGUUCCCAACCUAGAAGUGAGCGGUAAGUUGCUAUAUCUAUUCUGUCUUUUUGCCUAUACUUGAAACCCUAACUCUGCUUUUGCUGCAACCCCUGCCUCAAAAAUUCACUUGUCAAUCGUGACUUUGCGCUCGACUCCGCACUUGUGAGGAUAUGGCACCCAGGAAAAAAAGCAGGGGGGGCUCGGUAGCUGCCAUUCUUCCCCUUGACCUUAACAACUAGCUUCUGUUUCUACGAUCCUUCUCUCCUCCUCUCGUCCUUCGUCGUCGUCGUCGUCGUCGCGUGAUCUCGGCCUCCUGCGACCUCCAUGGCUGGCAAAGCUGCUGCAGACACUGGGAGCAACGACCGAGUCGUUGAGGUUGAGGGGUCCUCCUCCUCCUCCAUGGCGGACGUGUACAAAGGCGAGCUCACGCCGCUGCAGAGGCACGUCUCCUUCUUCGACCGCAACAAGGACGGCGUCAUCUACCCCUCCGAGACAUACCAAGGGUUCCGAGCUAUCGGGUGUGGCGUCGCCCUGUCUGCUGCUGCUGCCGUCUUCGUCAACGGUGGACUUGGACCCAAGACCGUACUGGAGAACGAGAAGCCUGCGCCUUUCAAGUUCCCCAUCUACGUGAAGAACAUCCACAGGGGCAAGCACGGCAGCGAUUCGGGCGUCUACGAUUCCAACGGAAGAUUUGUACCUGAAAAGUUUGAGGAGAUUUUCAAGAAGUAUGCCCACACGAGGCCUGAUGCCCUUACAGGCAAAGAGCUACAGGAGAUGAUGAAAGCAAACAGAGAACCCAAGGACUUGAAAGGAUGGCUGGGUGGCUUCACAGAGUGGAAGGUGCUGUACUCCCUGUGCAAAGACAAGGACGGGUUUCUCCACAAAGACACUGUCAGGGCGGUCUACGAUGGCAGCCUGUUUGAAAGGUUGGAGCAAGAGAGGAACUCAAAGAAAGAGUCGAGUAAGAAGAAAUGAUGAGAAAUCCAGACGCUCUUAUGUGGACGAGUUUGCAAGUCACGCUGUGCGUGUGGUUGGGUACUAUCAUAAUUUGAUUUAUUCUAUAUGUUUGUCGAUUCAUAUAACGAUAUUGCAAGUAUUUGUCGAACGUGUUUGAAUUAGCAAGACAUAUAGCUGUGAGCUUUGAUAGCCUCCCAUAUUUUUUUCAGUUCAUAUUUUACAUUAACGUUUUUGUGCGGUGCUUGAAAAUAUUUCGAGCGUGUUGUUGUUUUUUUUCAGUUGUCUUAGUCAUGGACUCAUGGUAGAUUGCUACCGCUUUUAAGGCUAUUGUUUGUCUAGUUUAAGCCUCUUUCAUCUAUAUAAUCAGAUGCUCUUGCUCGGUUGGUUAA
Zea mays is the source of this 1418-nucleotide messenger RNA. Its product is annotated as ABA-induced protein. NCBI's taxonomy places the organism in Eukaryota, Viridiplantae, Streptophyta, Magnoliopsida, Poales, Poaceae. Bases 397 to 1047 code for a protein of 216 amino acids. The transcript has 7 exons. The record is from RefSeq and is a predicted model, not a curated record. Gene Ontology annotation, molecular function: monooxygenase activity; calcium ion binding.